CGAACCCCAAGGGAGAGUCCCAAUCAGUUCUCAUCGUUCCUCUGUCGCUUCUGGACGCUCUGCUAACGCUAACGCCUACCACUCACGCUCGCUCGAUGGGUAUCGAAAACACCGGAAAACUUGCCGGCCGCACGUUGUUCAUUACGGGCGCUUCACGGGGCAUUGGCAAGGCAAUCGCCCUGAAGGCGGCCCGGGACGGGGCGAACGUUGUGAUCGCGGCGAAGACGGCCGAACCUCACCCGAAGCUCGCGGGGACGAUCUACACGGCGGCCGCCGAGAUUGAAGCCGCUGGUGGCAGGGCGCUGGCGUGUGUUGUUGACGUGCGUGACGAAGCCGCCGUGCGGGCGGCUGUGAAGGCGGCCGUUGAGAAGUUUGGCGGAAUCGAUAUCGUGGUCAACAAUGCGAGUGCCAUUUCGUUGACCGAGGUUGGCGAAACGGAGAUGAAGCGGUAUGACCUGAUGAACGACAUUAUCACCAGGGGCACGUUUGUGGUAACCAAGGAGUGUCUCCCGUACCUCAAGAAAAGCAACCACGCCCACAUUCUGAACAUCACCCCUCCGAUGACCUUGGACGCCCGAUGGUAUGGUCGACAUCUGGCCUACACGAUCGCCAAGCUGGGCUCGUCCAUGUGUGUGAUGGGGUUUGCGGAAGAGUUUAAGAAACACGGGAUCGCCGCAAACGGGUUGUGGCCGGCAUUUUCGGUUCACACGGCGGCCAUAGACAUGCUGCACGGUAAGGAGGGCUACAAGCGGAGUCGCACCACGGACGUGAUGUCCGAUGCGGCGUAUGUGAUUCUGUCACGGGAUCCCGGAAGCUGCACCGGGAACUUCUUCAUUGAUGAAACGGUUCUGCGGGAGGCCGGAGUCACCGAUAUGGAGCAGUACGCCUGUGUUCCUGGGAACGAACUGACUCGGAUGGCCAUCUUUAUGGAUUCGAAACUUUGAGGAAAUAAAAUUUGCCCUUUGA
Messenger RNA from Culex quinquefasciatus (southern house mosquito), 966 nucleotides. RefSeq names its product hydroxysteroid dehydrogenase-like protein 2. Gene Ontology annotation, cellular component: mitochondrion. NCBI's taxonomy places the organism in Eukaryota, Metazoa, Arthropoda, Insecta, Diptera, Culicidae. The transcript has 4 exons. The record is from RefSeq and is a predicted model, not a curated record. The coding region runs from base 96 to 944 and encodes 282 amino acids.